AUAACCGGCGGCAAUUGGGCGAGCCGAGCCGCGGCGUUCGUUCGGGCCGCGCGACAUUCCGGCCGCUGCGGCACUCCGGAUCUCGACGCGGCGUCUUCUGCUGUGACAGUCGUGUGGUAGUCGACGGUAUAGCGUCCGGACGGGUGCCUAACUAAUAAGCGAGGGUUCUGAGGAUAAAGCACUCCGAGAGGGAAUAGAGAACGGAGCUGGAACGAUGUCGCCGUCACAGUCACAGGUCGAGCUGGAUGAAACAGCUGUGGAGAACUUUCGCGAGUACCUGCGGAUACCAUCGGUGCAGCCGAAUAUUAAUUACGAUGCGUGCGUGGAAUUUUUAAAAAAACAAGCGCAGUCACUCGACUUGCCGAUCAAAAUCUACCAUGUACAUCCCGAGAAACCGAUCGUGAUUCUCACAUGGGUAGGAACGCAACCGACGAAGCCGUCGAUUCUCUUGAAUAGUCACAUGGACGUUGUGCCUGUCUACGAGGACAAAUGGACCUAUCCACCGUUCAGCGCUCACAUGGACGAGCAGGGUAACAUCUACGCUCGCGGUAGCCAGGAUAUGAAAUGUGUCGGGAUACAAUAUUUGGAAGCGAUUCGUAGAUUGAAGCUGAACGGACAACGUUGCGAGCGCACCAUUCAUAUCUCCUUCGUGCCGGAUGAAGAGAUUGGCGGUGUUCUCGGGAUGAAAGAUUUCGUACACACCGCGGACUUCAAAGCUCUGAACGUUGGUUUUUCCUUGGACGAGGGUGUGGCCUGUCCAAAGGAUCACUUCUACAUGUUCAACGGAGAGAGAUCGAUCUGGCACGUGAAUAUAAGAUGCGCCGGCAACACCGGUCACGGCUCGAUUAUGCUAGACAAUACGGCCGCGGAAAAAUUGAGAGUCAUAAUCAAUCGUUUCAUGGAGUUCAGAGAGUCUGAGAAAGCGAAGCUGAAGGAUCCCAAGAAUCAACUUGGCGAUGUAACUUCUGUCAAUCUUACGAAAAUUUCGGGUGGCGUACAGGAUAAUGUUAUACCCGCCGAGCUCUAUGUUACAUUCGACAUACGUAUAACGCCCAGUGUCGAUCACGAAGAAUUCGAGGCUACUAUCAAACGCUGGUGCGAGGAAGCCGGGCCAGACGUAACCUAUUCCUUCGAAGAAAAAAAUCCCAAAGUCGAGAGUACGAAGCUUGACGAUUCUAAUCCUUUCUGGCUCGCUUUUAAAAAGUGCUGCGACGAAAUAGGUGUCGAGCUGCAAAUUGGUAUCUUUCCAGGAGGCACAGAUAGCCGUUUUGUGCGCGGGGUGGGAAUUCCUUCUAUCUGCUUUUCGCCAAUGAACAACACAAAGAUACUUCUUCACGAUCACGAUGAAUAUUUAAAUAAAGACAUAUUUCUGAAAGGAAUAGAAAUAUAUACCAAAAUAAUACCAGCUGUUGCAAGCGCUUAAAUCUACACGCAGUAUAUUGUAUCAUAAAAGUCUGAAAGAUGCCAUAAUCAUAUAUAUAAUUAGUGGCAGCUCAUUUUGCAAACCUGCCAAUGGUAUUAUUCCGAGUCUUCUUGAGCUUAUAAGCAAAUCAUAUGUGCAAUACUAUAUCAAGUCAAUAUAUAUCUAUACUGCAUUUAUAUAUAUUAAUGUUAUAUAAUUUUAAAAGUUUAUGAUUGUUGGAUAUAUUUAUCUUGAGAAGGUAUACUCUCAAGCAAUAAAUAUAAGGAAAGAUGAAUGAUACAUGAAUAUUCAUAAAGAAACAAACAUAUGAGCAAAGAUUCAAAUCUAAUAACAAAUAACAGAACAUGAACAGAUGUCAAGUAUUGACUCACAUGUAAAGAUGGAUAGAAGAAAACAACAACAUCAAGACAAUAUGAUAUCAAGAUAUUAGUAGAAAACUGGAUGGCCAGAUAAUCAUCAAUUAUGAAGAUAAAAUGCACAGUUUUUAUUUACCUGUAUGGACAUUGAAAAUGGAGUAUGAAAACAAUGGUGCUACAAGUAUACGUUUUGCUGGGACCAAAGCAAUGCGCGCAUAUUGCUCAAUAUAAAGAAUUUCCUUGAAAUACGUAAAGUUAUAAAGUAUAUAUAUAUAUAUAUAUAUGUGAGAGAGUGUUAUCUUAAACCAAAUAUUUUUAUAAGAUUGAACAUAAGUAUAUGUAUGCUAUAUAUAUAUAUAUAUAUAUAUAUAUAUAUAUAUAUAUAUAUACAUAUUCUUAUGAGAGUCUGAAGCAAUAAGAAAAACAAAGAUAUUAAUAUAUAUACAUUGAAAUAAUUAAGCUACUGAAUAAACCGGGAUAUGAUUGAUAAAUGUAUUCUAAUACAUAUUAUACCAAAGUUAUGCAGAAAAAUAUGUAAUCAACGGUAAGGAAUGAAAUAAAAAUUAUAGAAAAAUA
This is a messenger RNA of Cataglyphis hispanica, 2355 nucleotides long. Its product is annotated as aminoacylase-1-like. Lineage: Eukaryota; Metazoa; Arthropoda; Insecta; Hymenoptera; Formicidae. The transcript has 5 exons. Gene Ontology annotation, molecular function: aminoacylase activity. The coding region runs from base 215 to 1423 and encodes 402 amino acids. The record is from RefSeq and is a predicted model, not a curated record. Gene Ontology annotation, cellular component: cytoplasm. Gene Ontology annotation, biological process: amino acid metabolic process.